Molecule: messenger RNA, 612 nt
Organism: Aphanomyces invadans
Lineage: Eukaryota; Oomycota; Saprolegniomycetes; Saprolegniales; Verrucalvaceae
Exons: 1
Coding region: 247-606 (119 amino acids)
Source: RefSeq, a predicted model, not a curated record
GCGGUUUUGCCGCGCCAACCGGUGCGUCCUUGCUUCGGGCCAUUUGCUACCGAUCCAAGGUACGUUGGUUUGCGUGCGCUGUAAUGGAUUGCAUGGGACGCUCAUGGUUACGGGCGCCACGGACACGCGCCAGUCAUCGCCCAAGCACCUUGCGAUAACGGGAAUCUCCACGAUUGCGCAAUGUCUUGACUCCCGUGAUUCGCACUCACUUGACCGCGGGCCGAGACUCACAACGAGCGCCAACCUAUGGCCAACAUUGAAUUCGUGAUGCUUUCUCCACGGUGCUGUGUGCGUUUGGAAGGAGGAGCAUUCCCAUCGAGGGUUGUUGCGACGUGUAUGCUCAGAGUGCUCUCGCAUAACCCGCCUCCCUCGUGUAAUGUAUCUGUGGCGCGCAUGCAUGCUUCACGAGCUUUCGGCAGAAAAUGUACUCCCAAGGAGGUCGGUAUGAUGUGCCCUCUUUCGUUCAGCACGACUAGUCGACACCAGGACAUGAAACUGCUCCAUCUCCCGAGCAACGACCAACGCGUCGAGAGUACGAGCGGUCCAUACCUCGGGUACCCCUUGCUGUGGUUCCACCUAUGCAGAAGUGACAAAGAUGAGUGCUGAGCCGGC